Molecule: messenger RNA, 1943 nt
Organism: Fusarium odoratissimum NRRL 54006
Lineage: Eukaryota; Fungi; Ascomycota; Sordariomycetes; Hypocreales; Nectriaceae
Exons: 3
Coding region: 71-1888 (605 amino acids)
Biological process (GO): transmembrane transport
Cellular component (GO): membrane
Molecular function (GO): transmembrane transporter activity
Source: RefSeq, a predicted model, not a curated record
CACAGGGGCAGUACUACUCUGUUUCAUCUCACCUUCUUCUACACUAAAAAACCUCGGUUAAGUGAUAGUCAUGGCUCAGCCGAAUACUCUAUCGCCCGCUAAAGUCGAACUUGAGGAUGAUCCUCAUCGCGCUGCGCUGGAGGAUAAUCCCACUACGCAGCCGAAAACGGGAGCCCGAGUAUGGAUUGCAAUCUUUUCAAUGGCAUUAUCCUUCGGACCAGCUGUUGGUCUUCCGUUUGUCUGCGUUGCUAGUAUUGUUGUGCAGAUCACGAAUGAACUUGGCGAUGCGAGCCAACUGCCGUGGGUCGUAGGAGCAUGGUCUCUCUCAACGGCCUGCUCUUUCUCCCUCGGUGGCCCCUUCAGCGAUAUCUUCGGCCGCCGAAGUAUCAUCCUUGCAGGCCAAAUCAUUGUCUUAAUCGGCAACAUUGUGGGAGGAACCGCUCAGAACACUCAAAGCAUAAUUGCAGCCGAGACUCUCGUGGGUCUUGGAGCUGGUUUUGUGUUUGUGGCGUAUGCAGGUGUACCUGAAAUGCUUCCUAACAAAUGGCGAUCUCUCGGCUUGGGCAUUCUUGAGGGAGGAAUUGCUCUUCCUUGGGCCGUGGUAAGCGUUCUUCUCGCCAACGCCAUGUACAAGUACGCUACGUGGCGAUGGCUCUUCUACCUCGCCAUCAUCGUCCAGGCCAUAUCCCUGGCCGGCACAGCCUUGUUCUACUGGCCAACGACUCACCCCCAGGGAGAUUUCGAAAAAUCACGCUGGACUCAGUUCCGUGAGAUCGACUGGAUUGGUCUUGGCCUGUUCACAGCCGGACUCGCUGUGUUCUUGAUCGGCCUGACCUGGGGCGGCACUGCUUCCCACCCUUGGAAGAGUGCCAGUACAAUCGUACCCAUUGUUCUCGGACUAUUUACCAUCGUCGCUGCUUUCAUCUACGACUUCUUCUUCGCCAAAGCUCCCAUGUUCCCUCUCAAGCUCUUCUCUACGAUCCGCGGCUUUCUUCUUGUCAUCGUUGUUUUGUUCAUUUCGGGGAUGAACUACAAUUCCCUUUCUGCUCUGCUGCCCCAAGGUUCUCUUUACAUGUUCACCACUGACGGCAUUGAGAUUGGUGUUCUCGCCCUACCCAAUACUUUGAUGCAAGGCGUCUGUGGUUUUCUGGUCCCUCUUUUCUCUCACAAGAUUGGUCAUAUCAAAUGGCAAUUUGUCGCCGGCACAGCAUUCCAGGCUAUCUUCAUCGGCGCCAGUGCUGCAACCGUCAACCCAAACCAUAAACUCGCCUGGGCAUUUGUACCAGCCUUUGGUGUUCCCAUGUUCGUUCUUUGCACCAUCUUGGGAUAUUCAAUCGCUAGUCUACAUGUGCCCCAUUCUCACCUGGGUCUCGCCAUGGGUCUUCUUGGAACCUUCCGGUCAGCCGGCGGUGCGGUCGGAAAUGCCAUCUUCAACACAAUCUUCCAGGACAAGUUCAAAACCUAUUCUGGUGAAGAGAUCGCUCGUGCUGCCCUACAAAGUGGCCUCAAUGCGACUGAUCUGGGACUCAUCAUCCCGGGAACGAUUCAGCACAACCUCGGUGUCCCUGGUGCCCUCGACGCCGUACCCGGUAUGACUCCGGAAAUCCAGGAUGUCCUUCGCCAUGCAGUCAGAGAGGCGUAUGGCCGCGCGUUUCAGUUUGUGUUUUACAUUACUAUUGCAUUUUCAACUAUUGCCGUGAUUUGCGCCCUAUUCGUGGAGGACCCAACUGCUUUCAUGACAAAUCAUGUUCAGUCUGCUAUGGUCGGUCGAGGUCACAGCGGUGUCGUUGAUGGGGCUGCCCCAGUCACAAGUACAGAUGAUAAGCCCACUGAGAGCCAUGAUGAGAAGAGUGAUGGUAAUACUGCAGGUGGAGUGAAGAUGGCUUGAUAUAUGAGUUGAAGAGGUUGUAAGCGUGCUCAUAUUGUUAGCUCUGGACCGCGCG